Molecule: messenger RNA, 1729 nt
Organism: Mercenaria mercenaria
Lineage: Eukaryota; Metazoa; Mollusca; Bivalvia; Venerida; Veneridae
Product: CWF19-like protein 1
Exons: 14
Coding region: 106-1680 (524 amino acids)
Biological process (GO): mRNA splicing, via spliceosome
Cellular component (GO): post-mRNA release spliceosomal complex
Molecular function (GO): RNA lariat debranching enzyme activator activity
Source: RefSeq, a predicted model, not a curated record
CGGAGAGACAACACGGCCAUUAGAAGGCUUUGACGAAACGAAACGAACAACAACUCAAUCAACUCACAUUCAAGCUGAUAGGCCUUCAAGCAGAUUUUUGUUGUAAUGACAUCGAAACCUCUUCGCAUUUUGGUAAGUGGAGAUGUGAAUGGAAGAUUUGAUCAACUUUUUUCGAGAAUAACCAGUAUACAGCAAAAAUCAGGAUCCUUUGAUUUACUAUUGUGUGUUGGCAACUUCUUUGGUGACAAAACUGAAGAAUGGCAUAAAUAUUCAUCUGGUUCUGUUAAAGUACCAUUACCAGUACUCAUUCUAGGUCCAAACAAAGGAGAACAUGUGCACUGGUAUAAAGAUAUGCAAGGAGGAGACCUCUGUGAAAAUGUCACUUAUCUUGGUAAGAAGGGACUGUACAAUGGCAGCUCUGGACUACAGCUUGCCUAUCUCAGUGGAACACAAUCUGAUUUCAUCUCAGACAAUACAAGUUUCAAUGCCUUAGAUAUCAAUUCACUUACUGACCCAGUGAAAAAUGACAGCAAGUUUAAAGGUGUUGAUAUCCUAAUUACUUCUCAGUGGCCAGAGGGAGUGGAGAAGUAUAGUACUGAACUGGAAGGGUUCAGUUCAAGUGAUUGUGGGUCAGAGGCCUUGAAUGAACUGGCAAUAAGAUUGAGGCCCCGCUACCAUUUCUGUGGUUUGGAAGGUGUGCAUUAUGAACGUCAGCCUUACAGGAACCACAAGGUGCUCGCAGAACCUGCUAGACAUGUGACUAGAUUUAUAGCUCUCGCAAACGUUGGAAACGAAAACAGAAAAAAGUAUCUGUAUGCAUUUAGUAUGAUGCCUAUGUCACAGAUGGAUGCUGCAGAACUUGUUUCACAACCACUGGAUGUCACAGAAUGCCCAUAUAAGGAAAACUCCUCUGUAUCAGUUCAGGCUGAAAGACAGGACCAGUAUUUCUAUGAUGUUAAGGAUGACAGUGGUGGGAAGAAAAGAAGAGCUGAAGGUGGGGCAGACAAACAGCAGAAAAAGCAUAAACCUGUCCCUACUGGACCAUGUUGGUUUUGUCUUGGUAGUCCCGAAGUAGAAAAACAUCUUGUAGUUAGUGUGGGCUCAGAGACAUAUUUAGCAUUAGCUAAAGGUGCAUUAGUAGAUGAACACAUUCUCAUAUUACCCAUUGGACAUUAUCAGUCUACUGUUACUGUACCAGAGGAGGUUUUAGAAGAAAUUGAAAGAUACAAGAAGGCAAUAAAGAAAUAUCUGAAGAAGCAGGGUAAAGCAGUGGUAUUUUUUGAGAGGAACUACAAAACUCAACAUUUACAGAUUCAGGCUGUGCCAAUCCCACAGGACAGUGUCCAGGACAUUAAAGAUAUGUUCUUUGAAUGUGCUGAGAGUGAAUCAAUAGAACUGAAUGAAAUACCUGUGCAUUCUGAUAUUAGACAGAUAGUUCAGAUAGGAGUACCCUAUUUCUAUGCUGAGGUACCAACUGGUGAGAAACUCUACUGCAGAAUCUCUGGAUCUCCUAAGUUUCCUCUGCAGUUUGGCAGAGAGGUUUUAGCAAGUCAUGGUGUAUUGAAUAUGCCAGAGAGAGCGGACUGGAAAGUUUGUAGUAUGUCAAAGACCCAAGAAGCAUCAUUAGCUGCAGAAUUUAAAUCAAAGUUCAAGAAAUAUGACUUCACUUUAGAAGACUGAGAACUCAUUGGCUUAAAAAUACAAUAAUCAAUAAAUCUUACCUUGCAUA